UUUGUCCGUCGUGCGGCCGACGACGGCGCGAGGAGAUCUCAUGGAUGAUCGAGGACCUGGACGCCAUCGAGCCGGCGCCGCUGGAGUCGCAGAGGACGCCGACGAGGCUCUGCAGCUGCGAGGAGGUCGACGUCACCAGUCGUCAAGAGCGCGGUUUUCUAUGGAAGUUUCGUAGCACCGAGGUGAGAUGGGGCACCAGCAGUUUUCUAACGCCCGACGACGCGAUCUUGGAUCUGAGGAGGCGUACCAGCGAGACUACAGAAUUUCGCUGGGAGCUUCAUACCUCGAGCACCGAUCUGGAUCUCGCUAGAAAGAUAAAGUGCAGCUGUCACAGCCUGACCCCGGAGAUAAAGAAGCCGGAGGGAACGCAACGCGGCGAUCUCAGGAAACACCACAGUGCGGAAACGGACAAAUGGUCGGUCAGACCGGAGAACCUACUGAUGCCGAUGCACGACCUAAGAAAGCACAGUAGCGAUGAUACGAGAUUCGCGAGAGAUGCAAAGUGGUUACAGGUGCCGGAUGUCAUGCCCAAUCCGAAGCCCAGGUGCACUUGUCCCAAAGUAAAGGCUCCGCCACCGGCGUCACCUGUGGAACAGAAAGUGCCGAUGAAGGAACCGGAGAAACCAGUGCAGAAGGAAGAGAAAAAAUUGUAUUAUUCGAAGUCUUUGACACCCGACGAGUCGGCCGUGCUGUGGGAGAAGCCGGAGAUGAAGAGGCAAGUCAGCGAGGAUCCGAGAGCCAUCAAGAAGGAAAAAUCGAGAGAGCGACCAAAGCUGGAGCGCUCCGCUCAAGUGAGAAGCGAGAGUUCCAGGAGAUGGGGUUUCAAGGAUAAGGACAAAGACAAGGAAAAGGAAAAGGAAAAGGAAAAGGAGAAGAUUAUCAGUCCGGCAGAGAGCAAGAAGCCAUUACGAGCAAGAUGGGCGAUGAAACCGCACGUCUCUCUGCCCGCCGAGAAGAAGGCAUCCAAGUGGUACAGGAGCCAGGACGAGACAAAGAGCAAGAGCCUGCGCGAGCGGCCCAAGUACAGCAUACGUAGAAGCAUGUCUCCGGAACCGGAUCCACGGCAAAUUAACAAGCUGGAGAACAGGAUCGUGCGGCGCCUGAUCUCACCGGAGAUCAGCAUCACGAGCACCAAAUGGGCGCCCUACGAGGAUUCGUCGCCGUUACCGACUAUCGGGAUGAAAAAGCGCGACCAAAAGCACAUCAGCGAUAUCAAAUGGACACCGUACGACGAGUCGCCGAGCGAUAUCCCGAUUGAGGUGAUCGACGAUAAGAAAUGGUCGCCCUUCCACAAUGUUACUCCCACACAUUGUCCGCCACCGGAACAAGGGACGCCGCCCAAGAGCGACGAUGAGGAAUUCCGACAGCGGAUUCUUAAUCAGAUCGCGCCGUUCCCGCUCUACCAGGGUGGCUGGAAGGACGAGUCGCCGGAAAAGACGCCGCCGAAGGUCACUACCCCCGAAGAGAUAGGGACACCAGUCUGGUCGCCGAUGGUCCCUGUCACACCUACCGGCAAACGAAAAAGCAUCGCGCAGCCGGUGGAUCAAUCUCCAGAGUACUCACCAACGGCACGCAGAUCCAGUAAGCCUCGGCUCGUUCGCAAAGGUGCGUUUAGAGCGAAAACCUCGAUGCCCUCUACCAAUCCGCUGGAAGACAGACUACCCCAAGCCGGGCCUCCGCCGAAGAUUACACCGCCACCGACGGUGAUGGUGCGCGCCGCUAGCGAGGACUCUAAACGGCAGAGGCCCCUGCUGACUAGGUCCAAAGCCCUGUUGGAGGUGCCCCACAUAGACGCUACGAAGAGAUCGUUGAGUGAGGAGGGACCGCGCGUACGUCCUCGCGAGCGCCCUAAAGCACCCACGAGAACCCGCAGCGAGGAAGUGUCCAAAUACGAUGAUCCUUGGUUCAGAUCCGAAUCACCUGAGAUGCGCGAGUACGUCACGACGGUGUGACCGUAGCUUCCAGGAACCUUCGCCGAUGGCGAUGGUUUCCAUAUUUCGUAAAAUCGACGCUUACCAAAGGCAGCUCAGCAUCGUGCGAGAUUGCACGUAAACGGAGAUCGUAUUGUACAGCUUAUGUGAGAGGAAUUAUUAUUUUCUAAUACAUUCAUAUUAUUAUCGUGGUUUUAUAAAGUUGCCGAAUAAAAAAAAAAAUGAGAAGCAAAAUCGAACUGAAGUAGAACGAGGUGAGGAUCGUUCGAAGGGAAGCUAUUCGGAAAAGGAGGCGUCCAAAGGAAUACGCUUGACUGUUCCCUCGCAAGGGCCUCACGAAGAGUACGCAUCUUCGAAACCACCUAAAAGACGAGACGGCGGGCCAGAGGGCGAAAACGAACGAGGGGCUCAAACGACGAAGGGCAAGAGGAAAAAGUUUCUAAUACGCGAUCGUCCGCACGAUGGACGCUGAAAACUUCGUUGGCCUACACGAAGACAAUGGAAAAUAUCGAAGAGGAAGGGGGAGGAAGCUGAACAAAAGUCACAUCGACGAAUCGACGAUCAUUCUCGAGAGAGAAGGACGAGCUGGAGAAACCGGACGGGAGUCGAGGGGUCAAGGGACUGACUUAUUAUUUAAAUAGCAUAAUAUACAUGUGAGUUUUCUCGUCGCGCUCGUCGAGGAGAGAUAUUUCCCCUCUCGGGCGCGACGCCUGAAUGUUCUCAGCUCAAGACGAAAUGUACGAUCGUGCUCGCGACCGGGCAGACGUCUACAAACUUUAGGGUGCAAUAAAUAACGAGGGGGGGGAGGGGAGAAGGAGGAAGGGGAAAGAAGCAGAAUUUGGUGCAUCGCCCGGUGCGCGAAACGACGGUUCAAUGUAGCGCGUUGAUUGAUAGCUCUAACGUAAUUAGUACUUAAUACUAACGAUUAAAAUAUCGAUCUAGGGAUAAUAACGAGGAGAUAUGAGUCUGUAGCGACUAAAAGGAGAUAGAUGUGUCCGAUUGAAAUCAAGAAUGAUCCGGGAUGGACGCGCGCGAAACGCUAAGUAUAAUUGGUGUAUGUAUGCUGCGUACACAUAUACAUAUUAAAUGUAAAACAUUUGUAAACGUUCGCGAGCAACAAGUAUACAAGAGAGGUGAGGUAAGACGGAAGUACAAGAGGAAGAGGAAGAGGAAAAGGCAAGAGGAGGAGAGCGAGAGGGGGGAAAAAGGGAGAUGCGCCUUCCGAGCGCAUCGCGAUCAAAGUGAUCGACCUGCCUCGUUCCAGGGGUAAAUCUGAUUCCGAGCUGGGCUCGCUCUCGAUCGAGAGCCUCUCCCAUUUCGCAGCUCGACGAGGUUACGACUCUCUUUGUUAUUCGUUCUUACCUUCUUUUCCGUUCUCUUUAUAUACAUGAUAUCAGCGAAGAGGUCGUCGAACGAGCGACCGAUCGAUUUUGUUCGUAUGGACGACAAUCUAGCGAAUAGAGGAAAAAUUGGGAACGCGUACUCUAAUUAUGUAUGUGUCCCGUGUGUGCCGGUGUGUGCAAUAUUAAUUAAGGACGGCGGACAACCGCGAAUAAAUGGGGUACUAAGGUGGGUGUAGACAGCCGACAGAUUAGGUAUCCAUAGGGAUGAUCGGCUUGCGCGCAACUCAGUCAUUCCUCCCUUCAUCUUUCGGUGUUGCUAGUUUCUUCCUCUUUUCUUUUUUCUUUUUUCUCGACUCGCUACAUCGCCGCUCGCGUUUCUUUGCCCUCUCCAUCGAGGGUUGAUGCCUCUCCCUCGCGAUCCUUCUAUAUCGCGUGUGUUUCGAGAACGAGAGGACUCGACUCGUAAUCACCGCGUAAGGGUUGUUUUCUCUGCUUAAGCGCCAUCCGUUAAGCCAGGUGUACGUCGUUGACGAGGCGAUAAACACUUAAGAAGAAUGCUAAUUACACUUGAGCUGAUCAGUUGGCGAUUAUCCCUGGCUGAAACAUGUCCUGUCUUUUUCUUUUGUCGGCCAAUACAUCUCUUGUCGCGCGAAUUUAGGCCACCCUUAGGACGCAAUUAGGACAUGUUUUUUUUUAUUUGUUAGGAUAACACCGUUAUUAAUUAGCUCUGCGGUGUAAAUUGCUCAUCCGAUAAGUCUGUGUGCGGAGUUUCGAGUAUCUUAUUUUUCUUCUCUCUCUCUCUCUCUCUCUCUCUCUCUCUCUCUCUCUUUCUCUCUCUCUCUUUCUUUCUUUCUCUAAAAGCUCCCUUUCGUUUUCCUCUAUUUUCAUCGAUUUCUAUAAUCAAAGCACCGAUCGAUGAACGAUUAGUGAUAUUACGACUAGCGAUAGAAGUUAACUUGGGUAUCCGUAGUGAAGUAUAUCCGAAGAGGCGAGAAGGGAGGCCGUUACAUUCGUUUGCAUCUGCAUUUCGUUCGCAUUUCCUUUCGAGUGCCACAUGGUCGAGCGACGAUCAUGGACCUGGAUGUGCGUGUUUUCUCAAUAAAUGUAAAGGGGAAGAAGAAGGGAAGAUUUCUCUUGCGUCGAGCACGAUAACACCCAGCAAACGCCAACAUUUAUGUAAUUGUUAAUUGUAAUUUCCCGCUCAACAAUAUAACAUGUUAUGUAACAGUUACAUGUAUACGUACGUGUAUGUUACAUAACAGUUAUAUUGUUGAGUGGGAAAUUAUAAUUAACAGUUAUAUAACUGUUAUUUGCUGAGUAACGACGAUAUCUCGCGCGAUAUUUAUCGAAUCCGAUGCGGGAAAUUGGAAUUUUGUAGAGGGAGGAUGUACAGGGAGGAAGGGAGUUGUCAAAAGCGAAAGAGGAAACGC
Messenger RNA from Camponotus floridanus (Florida carpenter ant), 4704 nucleotides. Its product is annotated as general transcriptional corepressor trfA-like. The record is from RefSeq and is a predicted model, not a curated record. The coding region runs from base 45 to 1952 and encodes 635 amino acids. Lineage: Eukaryota; Metazoa; Arthropoda; Insecta; Hymenoptera; Formicidae. The transcript has a single exon.